Sphaeroforma arctica JP610 is the source of this 3633-nucleotide messenger RNA. RefSeq lists its product as hypothetical. The record is from RefSeq and is a predicted model, not a curated record. Bases 1 to 3633 code for a protein of 1210 amino acids. The transcript has 19 exons. Gene Ontology annotation, biological process: positive regulation of TOR signaling. Gene Ontology annotation, molecular function: protein binding. NCBI's taxonomy places the organism in Eukaryota, Ichthyosporea, Ichthyophonida.
AUGAGUCAAAGUAUGAAACGAGAUGAGGUGGGGGUGUUCAAGGAUCCGACCUAUGUCACACCAGAGAAGCCGAGGAAUUGGGACAGAAAUGCUGAGGAGUUUGGCUGUAUGGUCAAUGGUCCCUUGAAUGCCCUGUCCCAGUCUCCCAGUGGGAAUCAGUUGGUAGUUGCAGGCCGUGAUGUGUUGCAGAUCAUCGACCUGUCCAGAGACGAGUGCCACCCGUCACAGAAUCUGCGUGUGAUGCGCAAGCAUCUCAACUACAGCAGUUACGACGUGGAUUGGCAUCCCCAUCCUUCAUGUGGCAAUUGGAUAGCUACUGCGGCAAGCAACGGCGCCAUAGUGCUUUGGGAUCUCAAUUUGGCAGAUGUCAAGAAAACGGCCCGGAUAAUCAAAGAGCACGGGAGGUCAGUGCAUCGUGUGCGGUUCAAUGCGUUGGAACAUCACAUGCUGCUGAGCGGAUCACAGGACGGGUCCAUGAAACUGUGGGAUCUGAGAACCAAGAAUAAUCACAUACAUUCCUUUGAAGGACGAGCCGAGAGCGUGCGCGAUGUAGGCUUCAACCCCCACAAUGGCACCACAUUUGCAGCUGCCUUUGAGAACGGGUCAGUGCAAGUGUGGGACAUUCGUAUGCCCACCACGUGGGAAUCUCGCAUUGCGGCGCACCAGGGACCAACGUUCUGCAUCAAUUGGCAUCCCGAAGAUCGGAGUGUGCUGGCGAGUGGAGGCAGAGACAGGGUUAUCAAGAUUUGGCGGACGGGAGGAUCUCACCGUGCGGCCAACUCGGGAGGGGAGUGCUUGGCAUCCGUGCAGACCAUUGCGUCGGUGUGCCGUGUGCACUGGCGACCCAAACACAGAUACCAGAUAGCCAGUUGUGCUCUUGUCACCGAUAAUAGCAUCCAUGUGUGGGACUUGAGGCGUCCGUUCAUCCCCACUGCGUCCUUCACACGGAACAGUGAUCUUGUCACAGGUAUGGAAUGGCACGUCAACGGAGAAGGCAACUCGCUGGUGUCGGUGUCCAAGGACAAGCAGAUGUUAGUGCAUCACUAUACCAAGGUCAGCUUCAAGUGGUGUAGUUGGCGUUACAUCACACCACGCACGCCCACACGACUGUGCUUGUACGCGGGUCAGGCCGAGAGACCGGCCAAUCACGUGCCGUCGACGUCUCUGGCUUGGCGGACGGACGAUAACGUGUGCGUGGUGUACGGCAAGGUGUCCAUAGAACCAGACAUAUCCCCAGAGCCCGUUGCCAUGGCAACCGACGCGCUUUCGGCGGCAUCCAAGGGCUAUUUUAACCGAUCUAUGAACACAAUGGCGAACAUGGGGAGCUCCAGGGGCAUUCUGCGGGCCGAAACGGAGAACAAACUCAUCACAAUACCUACACCCACACCGUAUGAGGUCAACCCUCUGAUUAAGACACACAUGCUCAACGAGCCAGAGGGGGGCAGCACGCUGGAUGACGACGGGGAUAGAGACGGGGGUACCUUUGCGCCUGUGCCUGUAUCUGUAUCUGCACACACGCAUGCACCUCCAUCCGGGAAGAAACAGGGCCCGGGGAGGGACCGAGAGCCAUUUAGGGCUGGAAUGGACCCGUUCACUUAUAUGGCCAGGUACUAUCUGCUGUCGCUGCCAAACGAGACACCCCCCGAACCCCCUGAGAGCACCGCACCCCUACCCGGGGUAAGCGAAAGCCCACACACAGGGAGCAACUCAGGCCCACACCCACACACACUGGGUAAUAGGCCAGGCAAACCCACAGGCAUAUCUACUAAAACCACAGACACGGCUGCCGACACUGCCCCUUCACACCCCGGCCAAGCACCCGAAUCACUCGCGGCGCUGACGUCGGUGACUGAUCUGUGCCACCACAACGCGCACGUGGCGUUGGCGUGUGGAGAGAUCGCCACAGCCAACACGUGGCAGAUCCUAGCCAUGAUGCUGAGUGUGCUAGGGUCACCCCUACGCACGGGUAAUGGAGGUGUGCAUGGGGCUGGGGGGCCGGGGGGGGGCAAUGAGGGGGGUCUGGAGAGAGAGCGAGAGAUGCGUGAAAGGGAACGGCCCCGGGUGCGUGAUAAGCUACUGUACUUUGACGACGGGCCGGGAGACGACCGCGAUCGUGACUUGUUGAGACAGAACUCUGGGCAUUCUUCGAAGUCCCCUGCUUUACAGUCUGAUCUAGGAUCGUCCAAUCAAACGGAGGGAUUACUCGUCGGGAGUACUCUGGAAGCGCUGAGCCAAUCGCCGUCAAGAUCGUCGCACCUGUGUAAGAUUCUUACUCAGUGUGGUGGGGGGGGGGGGCAGGGGCCAGUUCAUAGAACACAGAAACUUCCGUCCGACACAGCCGAGAUGUUCGGUAUCUCUUCUCAGCGCCAAUCAGAAGCGCCUCACUUGUCCACGCAGCUGUCUGGAGGAGACCAGACACGCGCAGCCUCACAACAACAACAACGCGCACACACUCUCUCUCUGCCAGGCCCAUCGGCAAAGCGUAUCCUGAGUUUGGGGAGCAAACUUAACAACAGCACGCGGACGGGUGUGGGGGGUAUGGUAACCCACCUCACAUCCAGCCCCAUUCCCAGGGGUAACCAUGGCAACGAGCAACUGGGGGAAAUGAUUGGCGGGGGGAGCCCGCAGGGGAGGAAUAUCAGUCCGAGAAGUGCGGAACAGCAGGUGCGACAGGCGCACCAACAGUUCAGCAGAGAUCGCAGCGGCAUCUUCAGCUACGGCAGCGUAUAUAGUGAGCGGUACAAACCGGUACCACGUGAGGUUGACCUGCACUCGACAUCGAGCUCAGACGGGCACAGUACUGACAGCAGCAGCAACAGCGACAACGAUACGGACGAAGGAAACGACCUCAACUUAGCACAGGACAUAUUCGAUCUCACCUCACCCCUCGCCAGUGUCAGUCUGAGCUCACAAGAAUCGUUUCUGAUUGGUUAUGAGUCUUGGGUUAAGACCACUGCCGACACAGCUCGGUCCGCAAACCCUGGACCUGCUGCCACCCUGGACGCACACGGCAGAGAUCCCACAUGGACAUCUCAGUCCAGAAAAACACAGACCUCCCCCUGGGCGACGCCGGCUAUUGUAGCGGAUGUGCUGAGCUUUAGUGCAGACCAGGCAACAUACACACACUCAUCAAAACACACCAAAGACCUACAGGCAUACCUGAUCAAGUCAUGCCCACCAUCCUUGUCCACAUACACACACCCGCAGGGCGAUGUGCAGUUCUGCUGUACGCUGGUGCAAGUGUUGGGGUGCCAUGUGGAGUCCUUGCCACGCUCGUUUACGCAGCAGAUGUUUGAGGAGUGGUUCUCGGCCUACAUAGAUAUUCUGCACAGACGCAGUGAGUUUGCGCUGGCGAAUGUGCUGAUCAAGCAGAGCAUAGUGCCAGCCAUCAAUGAGAUCAAUCAAUACAUGCCUGAAGCCGCUGUUAGGCAACGGACCCGGUUGCAAGCACUGUCACUCGAGACUCAACAGCUUGUGCAGCCUUUGUCGCCAAGUGGUGGGAGGCCCGUACUUGUGGUGCCAGGGGUGUGGCCAUGGAGGACACUUGCAGCACAUGAACGAUUGGUUUACCAAACAGGUGUUAUGCCCUACGGGAUGUGGCCACCAGUGCACGUUCCGGUAGAAAAUAUAUAG